This is a messenger RNA of Python bivittatus (Burmese python), 2835 nucleotides long. RefSeq names its product claudin 1 (gene CLDN1). Lineage: Eukaryota; Metazoa; Chordata; Lepidosauria; Squamata; Pythonidae. Gene Ontology annotation, molecular function: structural molecule activity. Gene Ontology annotation, cellular component: membrane; bicellular tight junction. The record is from RefSeq and is a predicted model, not a curated record.
UCCCAGCCCAGCCGCGCUCCGCAGAAGCCUCUUGGAUUGCGAAAGGCAAAGAGGAGCAAGAAGAAGAGCCUCCUUUCCCAUCGCAGCCUUUCUGCCAGAAGGGCCAGCAGGGCUCCAGGGUCCUUCCCCAGGCUCCAACCCUGCAAGCCGCCGGGUCUCUUGGUCCAGAUCGGUCCCCUGUCUCGCGGCAUUGUUGAACAAGGAUGGCCAACGGAGGUCUCCAGAUGCUGGGCUUCAUCCUGGCCUUCGUCGGCUGGAUCGGCAUCGUGGUCAGCACGGCCAUGCCCCAGUGGAAAAUCUCCUCCUACGCAGGGGAAAACAUUGUGACCGCCCAGGCCAUCUACGAGGGCCUCUGGAUGUCCUGCGUCAUGCAGAGCACGGGGCAGAUGCAGUGCAAAGUCUACGACUCCCUGCUCAAGUUGGCAGCCUACCUGCAAGCAACCCGAGCCUUGAUGAUAACCAGCAUCCUCCUGGGCCUCAUAGGCUGUUUUGUCACUAUGAUCGGUAUGAAAUGCAUGAAGUGCUUGGAAGAGGAUGAGGUUAAGAAGAUGAGGAUGGCUGUCCUUGGAGGUGUCAUCUUCCUUAUCUCAGGCUUUGCUGCCUUGGUGGCUACCUCCUGGUAUGGAAAUCGUGUUGCCCAGGCCUUCUUCGACCCAUACACACCUAUCAACACCAGGUUUGAAUUUGGCCAGGCGCUCUUCAUCGGCUGGGCUGCCUCCGCCCUGACCAUGCUGGGCAGCGUCUUCCUCUGCUGCUGGUGCCCCCGGCGAGAGACCUCCUACCCCCCGACUCGGCCAUACCCCACGUGUGCCAUCUCCACCGGGAAGGAUUACGUAUAAUACAACCCCAGGGCAGGAAGACCUCAGGCGCUGGCAUCGGAUGACCCCACGGACGCUGCUUUACUCCUGUCCUGCGUCGAGCAGAGCGACCCUGCUUUGGCGCACCGCCCUUGCCCACCCUCCCAUCGGCGAACUCUGCCUCUUUGUAUCCCUGUAUCCCUUUCUGUGCCUGGCCAGGUUGCCGGUCCUGCCUGAUGGGAAAGCCGAGGAAAGGAUCCACCCUGAAAUCAGGCACGCAGACGUAGGGAACCCCUCGGGGGGGAGGCAAGACACGAUGGCCAUUCCCUUCUGCUCCCGUGGCUUCCCCCUCUUCAUUCUCGUAACGCCUUUGAACAAUUCUGCUCCUCGCCCUUUGCACCCUUCUGGUCGGUGUCUCUCAAGGCAGCAGGAGACCCGCACACGUCAAAGGAGGCGCCAGCAUCCUGGAGGAAGGUCUGCUCGAAGAGCCCUGUCCCAAGCGUGAAUGUGCUGGAGUUUCCCUCCUUCCCCACAGACUCCAAAUUUGAGGAACAGAGCCCAGGGCUACCUAGAUUCCAGUGCCAUGACCCCCAUCGGCGUGGGAGGGAGUGUGCAAAGCCCCUUGUUAAACACACCGUUAAGCACAACCCUCGCUGUUCAGGCUGCCCAGGACACUUUGGUGCCUAAGGCCAAGAGAGCGCAAGGUAUUUUUGGCUGGGCUUCUGUGCCAAACUUGGCAGGGGCUCCAGAGAGUCCCCGUGGCCUUUUUUAGUAGCCCUGGGCCUGUGUUCCCCCCACCCACCCACUUCCUUUAUUUCUCGUUCUUUCUCACAGCAGUUUGGUUAAGGAGGAAAAGAGAGAAUCGGUGCAAAAUGUAGUUUGGAUGAGGAGCGCUCGGAACACCUCACCGAGAAGCAGUGUAGCGCACAGAUGUGCAUGCCCACGCACCGCGUCCCAUCCAGGGACAAAGCAGCCCGGUCCGUUCACCAGCACUUUGCCACAACGGUUGCCACAUGCAUCAUGUGCAAGCGACUGUGGGCAUCCCCUAGCAGGGUUUGUCUCUCUGCAGCCGAAUGCCCGAUCCCCUGAAGGCCAUCAGGAGCCCUAAUAUGUUGAUAAGGGUGGGAAUAGCUGGGGGGGGGGAGUCAACAAUUGGGAAGAAGCAUGGCCAGCAGCACCCCUGAUUUCCUAGCCCCCCCCCAAUUUGACCAGCUGCUGCAGCCCCAGCCCCAAAAUCUGUGGAAAGGGUUUCUAGCACAGCAUGGCUUGGAGAGCCCAAUAUGGUGGGGAAAUUUGAUCCCACUGGUCUGCAGACUCAUUAACCACUGCUUCUCUGCAGCUGGCUGGAAAGAGAUAGACCGCAUGACACCUAAUAUGCGUUAUACACAGAGAUUACCCCCCAUACACACACACACACACGCAUGCAAAAACCCAGGCCAUUUUGUUACUCUGUUAUCAAAGUCUUGAAUAUACAAGAGCCUCCCCAGCUUGGGGGCCUCCAGAUGUGUUGGAUUGCAGCCUCACAGUGCAGAACAUCUGGAGUGCAAGCCGACCUGGAGAAGACAGGGAUGGAAGAAAUCUUUGAAAAACCUCCAGGGGUCAAAGCAGAAGGAAGAAAGCCCAUUUUCCGUCUCACAAGGUCCCCUUGCGGUAAACAAGGGGUCAUUCCACACCUCUCUUGCCACAGAAACGGGCUGUGAAAAAUUUGCGCCGAGGGGGACACCCCACGUCCACUCCGAGGCGGGUGCCUAUUUUUCACUCUGCCACGAACCCCACUGUGUGGUUGUGGUUAAGUCUGCAAAGCUGCAAACACUUACUUACUCAGGAGUAGGCCUCGCCAACCUUAGGGCACUGCUGAGUAAACCUGCACAGGAUCCACGUGGCUUCUCUCUCGACUGCGAUGCCUCCCUCGCGGGUGAACCGUUUUGCCACAUCGUUCAAUUUAACUUGGGGGCAUCUGUGCCCAUAGGCUAAACUUCACUGGGGAGGGGGACGCUAUUCUGUGAGAAAAACUGUACAAAGUAUUAACUGUUUUCAA